CUGAGCACCAACAUGCAGCAGAUUGCAGACAGCAAGCUGCAGGCUAAUGGAAGAGACCCGGGCUUCAGUAGAGUAGCCAGACAGACAGACAGCUACCUCGUGGAAAACCCUCUUUUCGGAAUGGGUGCCAGGCUGUAACUCCCAAGGAGAAGUUAGAUAAACCUCACAACAGUGAAGAUGGUGUCGUGGAUCAUUUCGCGGAUGGUGGUCCUGGCCUUUGGGACCCUCUACCCAGCGUACUCUUCCUAUAAGGCUGUGAAGACGAAAAACGUGAAGGAAUAUGUCAAAUGGAUGAUGUACUGGAUAGUGUUUGCGUUCUUUACGACAGCAGAGACGAUCACAGAUAUGGUUCUUUCCUGGUUUCCGUUUUAUUUUGAACUGAAGAUUGCCUUUGUGAUCUGGCUGCUGUCCCCGUACACAAAGGGCUCUAGUGUGCUUUACCGAAAGUUUGUGCACCCCACGCUGUCCAACAAAGAGAAGGAGAUUGAUGAAUACAUUACUCAGGCCAAGGACCGCAGCUAUGAGACCAUGAUGCGAUUUGGAAAGAGGGGACUGAACAUUGCAGCUACAGCAGCGGUCACAGCUGCCACUAAGGGCCAGGGUGUGUUGUCGGAGAAGCUGCGCAGUUUCAGCAUGCAGGAUCUGACGCUCAUUCAGAACGAGGAGGAGCUGCAGCUGGAUCCCACUGAUGAGACACACACUGCUGCCACGCUGCCCCGUGCUAAAACAGCCACGCGCUCGGUUCGUGCUACACACAUCCAGCCAGACGGCGAAUCUCUGCCUAGUUCCCGCUCUGACGGCGACCAGUCGGACAGCAAGACUGAGCACUCGGAUGAGGACGCUGCUGACAAAGUACCCAAGCGAACGGCCAGUGUUAAAGCAGCCAAGAAGCCGGUCGCUGCUAAGACAGAGACGACCAAGACGGUGAAGAAACAGCCAAAGAAGAAGAGCACCACUGCUACCAGCAGCAAUGCCGCCGAGACACCUUGAGUCACCAGGCUGAGAUUCAGCUGGGGUGACGCACACAUACACAUAUACAACACGCAUCGUUCACUGAGUACUCCUCAUAGACUUGAAUAUAAACACGACUCUGUUGGUAGGUUCUCUCCAACACGCACACAUACAAGUCCACACGUACACUCUCGCUCGCACAGCUACUCUAUGUCCAAGCAUAUCUUCUGCGCCGACUUAUUCAUGAAUUUUCAAGGUCUCUCUUACUCUUCACCAAGCUCUUCAUGCUCUUCGAGUGAGGUUGUCUGUGUGUGUUUGUACAGUGUGUGCUGUCUCACGACCCUCUAUACUCUCUUUAGGCCUUACUGUUAGUGGAGAUUUCAGCAGUAGGCUUUGUCUGCACUCGUAAGUAUUCGUAUACUCUGUCCACCUCUCCCCUCUGUUUUAGGGCGCCUUGUCUUCCAAUCAGAGGCCAAUUCUUUUUUUAAAGCAUGUAGGACGCCCACCGAGGGAACAGGAAUCGAGGCUAAAAGAGAAGAAUUGCGUGCUCGCAGCUUAGCUUCAGGAGCCUCUUGUACUCAGACAUAAUAGGUCUGCUGAAGAGCCGUGGUGGGUUUCAGAGCUACAAGCACAGCUCUCUCUGUCCACGCUGCACACCACAUGACAUCAUUCAUCAUUGGCCCUGAAAGAUUUAUGCUUAAGGAGAGGUCAUAUCUCUCCUAGAAGUCACAGACACUCCAAAAGCUCUUGGCGUUGAUGAGGACUUUGCCGGAGCUGUUGCUGGAAACACUCAACUUUCACUCAGUGUCUGCUCUGUGCUCUGAAGUUCUAAACAUGAUGGCUAAUCUGUUGCCAGGCAUUUUGGCGACUAUUUAUACAGUUAACAGUUGCUCCCAUAGGGUUUAUUACUCCAUUAUUAGAAUUAUAAAGGCUUACACAGGCCUGCAAGGGAUGUAAAGUGGUUCAGUGUGUGCUAUGGCUGUUUUUUGGUCUUUUAUUUGCUAUUGCUUGCUGGCCAAACAAAGUUUUCAGUUUACCAUGCCUUCUCUCCAAAUAUGGCCUCAUUGCCAUGUGUUUUUAUUUCUUUUAGCCAGUAUCAACCAGACGUUAUCUUGGAAAGACUAAAUUCUGACUAGUUUUAUUUCCUUUAUGUUCUUUUUGGAGAUGUUUAAUUGACUGCACAGUAUAGGUCUUAUCAGUUUGCAGCAUGUUGUGUUACAGUGAGGUUUCCGUGCAGACUCCUCUUGUAGUUGCAAUGCUGUCUUUUGUUUGUUGCACUUGGAGAGGUUACAACAGCAUUGCUCAUGGUAAUAGCAUUGCUAUUUGCUGUCUAGGAGUACAAAAAUAGUACAAAACCAACUGAGUUUGGGCCAAUCAAAAGAUUAGUUUACUCUAACCUGCUCCUUUAUGGUUCUGUUUUAAAAUGACUGACUUUGUUCAUGCUACGGGUCAUCACAGUCAACCGGAGGGUAAAUUGUAUUCUUAAUUCUUUUGAAUAGCAUUGCUUUUACAGGGCUUCGCAACAUUCUUGGACCUACAGGCAGGUCUUUGUGACAUUUGUGCACUACGGCCCCUGGGAGUUGAUCAUUGAUGCUACAUUAACUAGUGGGAUUCUGUCAGUGUUACUUGAGAAAUGGUCUCUAAACGUACAUGCAGGGUCAGCUGUGUCUCCUAGCAGAGCACGGUGAGGCCUAACUGAUCUAACAUCAGCCUCCAGCUGUGAUUAGUAUAGAUCAGAGUAUUCAAGCUGCAUUAUCAAGUGUAAUUACUACUGAGAAUCGACAGGGGGCGCCAAACUCCUACAAAAGUAUCAGAACUGACACCAUUGCAAUGUACCACGCUUGUCUCUAGCUAAUCCUGAGCUUGGAUCAGUUUUUCUUUCAAGGUAUUAUGUAUAUUAAUGUGAACAGAUGAGCUGAUCCUCAUACGUUGAGAUGUUUGAGAUGUACAUCGUAUGUAGGAACUCGGCUGGUCUCGGAAUCUACUGGAAUAAUAUAAAUGUAUAUACUCUACUGCUUCUGACUGUACAGAAUGAGCUUGCUUGCUUACUCUCUUUGAUAGUGUUCUUUGCAGAAUCUUUUUUUUCAAUCUUAACUUAUAAUUUGUCACUUUUAUAGUAGGAAAGGUUGUAAAGGAAGUCUUGUAAAAAGUGCUCUUUGUGUGUGUUGAUGGACAUUGUUUUUAAUUUUUCAUAUGGUCUCUAUGAUUUCCUUUUUUUCUUGUGUUUUAUUAGAAUACAGAAACAUCGCAAGUCCCAGAAACCAAGAAUAGAGUCAGUACUUGGUGCUGAGAAUCUCACUUUCUGACAUUUUUAAGGAAUCUUACAGGAUAAAGGGAUUUUUUUUUAAUCUCACAGUUAUGUAGUUUAUAGAAGCUACAUGGUAAAGAAGGAAGUCAUGGUAACACUUAACCUAAACCCUGCGACGUAACACUGACACAAAAAUGUCAUAUGCUGUCAUGAAAAAUUAUGUCCAGUAAUAUAACAGUGUCAUGUUACCUUCACUGUUCACAGUCAUGACGAGUGCGCUUAGUGAAAAUUAGUAUGCGACAUAAGCUAUUGUGACAUCAAACAUUAUGGCAUCCGUCAUUGCAGUUAUUGAACAAAAUCUGUCACGACGUGACCGCAUGACAUCAGCUAUGAUGUUUAUGGUCUUAUUAUGUCAGUGUUUUGAAGUAGCGUUCAAGUAAAGUCAUUAAAAAAAGUCCCCUUUCUGU
Colossoma macropomum (tambaqui) is the source of this 3666-nucleotide messenger RNA. It is a transcript of the gene reep2, whose product is annotated as receptor accessory protein 2. The record is from RefSeq and is a predicted model, not a curated record. Gene Ontology annotation, molecular function: microtubule binding; taste receptor binding. Bases 178 to 990 code for a protein of 270 amino acids. Lineage: Eukaryota; Metazoa; Chordata; Actinopteri; Characiformes; Serrasalmidae. The transcript has 8 exons. Gene Ontology annotation, cellular component: cytoplasmic microtubule; endoplasmic reticulum membrane; endoplasmic reticulum tubular network. Gene Ontology annotation, biological process: endoplasmic reticulum tubular network organization.